Messenger RNA from Ceraceosorus bombacis, 2380 nucleotides. The record is from the annotation of a GenBank genome assembly. Lineage: Eukaryota; Fungi; Basidiomycota; Exobasidiomycetes; Ceraceosorales; Ceraceosoraceae.
AUGUCUUGGAAGCUUGGAAAGAGUGAGUGGUAUAGCCACGCCAUGUUGUGUAAGACGCCUGCUAAGAUGGAUCGCUGCGGAUUCGCUUUGCAGAAAUCAAGGAGGGAGCGCUGGGAGCGCGAUCGCCCUCCAUGAGCGCCGAAGGGACGCCCAUCGAUCGCAGUGCGACGCCCACACCUGCCACGUCUGGCCUACCUACUGGUGCAAACGCCAACUCGCUCUCCUCUUCCAAUGGCGCACCGAUACCCAGGUCAGGUAUGCUAACCAUCGGAGUGAUAGAUGCUAAGGGACUAGCACUACCACCCGGUGCGCAAGUCUCUGCGGCUAUCGAGAGAGCACAGGCUUCAGGCGGCAUUGGUGUUGGCUCUUUUGGAGCUCAAAAUUUAGGAUCCGGAAGCAAUAGACAGUCCCUUCAGAGAAGGCAGUGCUGGUGGCUGCCUUACCUCGUCCUUGAAUUCGACAAGAACGAGAUCUUGAUCGAUGCCAUGGGUGGAGACCUGGCCAACCCCACUUGGAUGUACAAGGCCAACUUGUGAGUGGCGUCUUCGCGGCGCAGCAGAAACCCUAAGCUUGGAGCUCAACAGCGUCGCUGCCGUGUUUUCGCGUGCUGCCUCAUCAACACAGCGAUGUCUCGCGAAAUUCGGAAAUCUCUCUGCAGUGCUACUUACGCUCUGGUGACGGACCCAAGGUGAACGGUAAUAAUGGUGAUACGGCGCAAAAGGACGGGGAAGGAGACGAUGUGAUGGGUGUCAGCGACAUUUACCUUGGUGGAGUCAAAUGGGUGCCAGACUUCGAGAACCAGGUGAGCGACAGCGGCACGAUUUCUGCAUUUGCUGUGCGCACGGCGUGGCACUCACGAUCAACACCAUGCCCGCGAGCAACAGCGCACUACGGACGAAUGGUACCCGCUGAGCGUUGGAAAUGGGCAGUUGCAUGUCCACGUCUCCUACAAAUCCGAUUUGGGGGGAUCCUCACUGACCAUGGAGGCUUUCGACCUGCUCAAAGUCAUUGGCAAAGGUAGUUUCGGCAAGGUGAGCGCUCGGAAAGACUGCACUGUGGCUUUAAGCAUCGCAAGUCUGAUAUGUUGCUGGCCCUCGUGGCACGCAGGUCAUGCAAGUAAGGAAGAGAGACACUUCACGUAUCUACGCCCUCAAGACCCUCAGGAAAGCGCACAUCGUCUCGCGCUCCGAGGUGACACACACACUGGCAGAAAGGACAGUGCUUGCAAAGGUCAACUGUCCCUUUAUCGUGCCCCUCAAGUUCAGCUUCCAAUCUCCCGACAAGCUCUACCUUGUCCUGGCAUUUGUCAACGGUGGCGAGCUGUUCCACCAUCUCCAACGUGAAGGCAGGUUCUCGGAAGAGAGGGCGCGCUUUUACGCUGCAGAGCUGCUCUGCGCCCUCGAGCACCUGCAUGGCUUCAAUGUCAUUUAUCGGUGAGUCGCCGCACCAACCACCAGCGAGCGAUGGGAGACUUGCCACCCGCUGAUCCAUUGUUUGCACUGUUUUCGCAGCGACUUGAAACCAGAAAAUAUCCUACUCGACUAUACGGGCCACAUUGCGCUCUGUGACUUUGGUCUGUGCAAAUUGAACAUGGGCGAUUCCGAGACGACGAAUAGUGAGGACAAGUGCGGCUCAAGCUCGUUCUCAGUACCAUGUGCUGACACUGCACGACACCUUAACAGCUUUCUGCGGCACACCAGAGUACCUGGCUCCUGAGCUUUUGCUCGGGCAUGGCUACACUCGUGCAGUGGAUUGGUGGACGCUGGGUGUCUUGCUCUAUGAGAUGCUCACCGGGCUGCCACCAUUCUAUUCUGAAGAUGUCAACGAAAUGUACCGCAAGAUUCUGCAAGACCCUUUGCGAUUCGGAGACGAAGUGCAUUCUGAUGCUAGGAGCUUGUUGACUUUGCUGCUCAAUAGAAACCCUGCGGAGAGGCUGGGAUCUGGACCCAACGGUGCUCAGGACAUCAAGAACCACCCGUUCUUUGCAAAGCAUAUUGAUUGGACCAGGUUGCUUGCCAAGAAGGUUCAGCCGCCCUUUAAGCCUGCCGUGGUGAGAUGCGUUCGUGGUCACCAUCUCUUCAAGGCAGAAGCUGAAUCAUUUCCCCCAUGCUCUUCGUCUUUGCAGGCUUCUGCCAUCGACACGUCCAACUUUGACCCAGAAUUCACAAACGAGCCCGCGAUUGACUCGGUCGUCGACGAUAGUCACAUGGUGAGCUUUCUCGGCCAUUCGUCGCUCGGCUUGGUGCCCUUUGACCGCACUGACACCCUUGACCAAACCUCGCUUGCCUGCGUGCAGUUGAGCGCCACCGUUCAAAAUCAAUUCUCUGGCUUCUCAUGGAACGGACGCGGAGAGCUCAGCGAAAGCGUGCGAGACGAUUGA